Molecule: messenger RNA, 1111 nt
Organism: Nanorana parkeri
Lineage: Eukaryota; Metazoa; Chordata; Amphibia; Anura; Dicroglossidae
Gene: RSPH14
Product: radial spoke head 14 homolog
Exons: 7
Coding region: 88-1110 (340 amino acids)
Molecular function (GO): protein binding
Source: RefSeq, a predicted model, not a curated record
AGCAGCUGCUGCGAACUGGAAUAGGGCGACGGCUGGUGUUCGGACAAAGAAAAGUUCAUAGCCAUCCGGCAUUUCCGUGUCUUUAAAAUGGCUGAAGCUAGGAUAUCAGUUUAUCUACCACCAAACAUUGAUCCCACAAAAGCCCCCAUUGCCUUUGGUGAGAGGGCAUUACCAAAAUUAAAUGAGGAACUGAAGAGCCCUGAGCUGAUUACUCGACAGAAAUCUCUCAUGGCACUGUGUGAUAUUGUGCACGAUCCAGAAUAUGUCUACCAGGCUGUGCAUUUGGGUUUCAUGGACACCCUGAAAACUCUGCUAUAUGAUGAAGACUGUACUGUCAGACAAAAGACAACUGAAGUCUUCCACAUCAUGGCUGGUCAUAACAUUGGAAGGGACGGUAUCUUGAGAAGUGACGUUGUUAUUGCACUCUCCCACCUUCUUAAUGACCCUGUAGAUGUAGUUCGGAGGAACAUGCACCGAACAUUCGAGAUGCUCUCGGAGCUCCCAGCUGGUGCAACCGCUCUUGUUGGUGCAGGUUUAAUAGCACAGCUGGUGAGCAAGUUGGAGUCAGAGCAUGAAGAAAUACAGGAGCUGAUACUGGAGACAUUGAAUUCAUGUCUCCAAGCAGAUUCUGCCCAGGCUCUUAAUGCAGGAGCUGUCCCCAUUCUGAAAGCGAAGCUUAGUCAUCCGUUAGUAGGCAUUAGGAGGAAAGCAGCCUGUGCUCUCAUGGAAAUAUGUGUUCCCUUGGAAGGAAAGGAAAGUGUGUGCAAAGCAGAGGUAGUUCCCAUAUUUGUACAGCUACUGGAGGAUGGGGAUGCUGAGGUCAGAGCCAAUGCAGCUGGGGCUUUGAUGUUCACUACCAUUACUACUCAAGGAAAAUAUGCUGCUUUUCAUUCUGGUGCCAUUCCAAAAUUGCUAGCUCUUGUGAAAGAUAGCCACAGUAAAGUGCGACUGAAUUGCAUCAAGACAUUAACCACCUUGUCUGAAACUCCUGAAGGUCGCAAAGUUCUCUUGCCAGAUGUCAAUCUAAUCCAGGAAUGUCUGUUGGACUCCAGUGAAGCAGUGAGGAGAGCAGCUGCUAUAGCAGUGCAAGUCAUACAGUGGAGACCCUGAG